AUGGCGUGCAGGCGGAGGCGGCGGAUGGCUAGCGCCCAGGGGUACAAGCAGGAGGGCUGCAGGCUCACCCAGCAGGGCGGGACUGGCGUCGUCGUCGUCAGGGCGCGCCACCGCGCCACGGGUCGCGCCGUUGCCGUCAAGUCCCUCCAUCGCCGGAGCGGCCGGAGCUACGUCGGCGACGUCCUGCGCGAGGCCUGCUUCACUGCGGCCGGCGGCGGCCACACCUUCCGCACCGUCGCGCGCAGGCCGGGAACCAUGGACUACUCCAUCGUCAUGGACUACGUCGGGCCGAGCCUCAGGGCGGUCAUGGUAGACCGCGGCGACCGGCCGUUGUUCAUGGAGGCUGAGGUGCGCCGCAUCAUGCGGAAGCUGCUGGCCGGCGCCGAGGUCAUGCACGGGCGCGGCAUCGUCCACCGGGACAUCCGGCCCGACAACAUCUUCGUCGGCGACGGCGCCGGCGACGUCAAGUUCUGCAACUACGGGGCCGCCAAGUCUAUGUUCGAGAAGGACCCGCCGUGCUACGGUUACCCGGCCGGGACGUGCGCUUACGUCGCGCCGGAGGUGCUGGUGAGGAACGCCGGCCACGGCGCGCCCGUGGACGCGUGGUCGCUCGGCUGCGUGAUGGCGGAGCUGCUCACCGGCGAGCCGCCGUUCCUGGGGGAGGACGAGACGAACCAGCUCUUCAAGAUCUUCGACGUGGUCGGCGUGCCGUGCAGGAGGGAGUGGGAGGCACUGAAGCCCCAGGUCCGCGACGACAAGGUGCGGAUGUGGUGGGCGCAGCAGCGGCAGCGAGGGGGGCUCCGCAACCGGCUUCGCGGGCUGGUCCCGGAGGAGACGCUGUCAGGGGAAGGGUUCCAGGUCCUGCAAGGGCUCUUGAGGUGUGAUCCUGAGAAGCGGCUGACGGCGGCCUCCGCGCUCCGGUGUCCGUGGUUCACCGAGAACGUCGACGAGGAUCCUGUUUCGGGGAGGAUCAGAGUGGCCAAGAUCACCGGCAUGGCCAGCAAGUCGUGCUCGCUGGCCAUGUCUUUUGUUGGAUGUGCGCUAGGUUUCCUCAGGCUGAAGUCGUUACGGCUGUGA
This is a messenger RNA of Setaria italica (foxtail millet), 1077 nucleotides long. RefSeq names its product putative cyclin-dependent kinase F-2. The transcript has a single exon. The record is from RefSeq and is a predicted model, not a curated record. Gene Ontology annotation, biological process: protein phosphorylation; regulation of mitotic cell cycle. Gene Ontology annotation, molecular function: cyclin-dependent protein serine/threonine kinase activity; ATP binding. Bases 1 to 1077 code for a protein of 358 amino acids. Lineage: Eukaryota; Viridiplantae; Streptophyta; Magnoliopsida; Poales; Poaceae. Gene Ontology annotation, cellular component: nucleus.